Molecule: messenger RNA, 1488 nt
Organism: Aphanomyces astaci
Lineage: Eukaryota; Oomycota; Saprolegniomycetes; Saprolegniales; Verrucalvaceae
Exons: 8
Coding region: 45-1037 (330 amino acids)
Molecular function (GO): palmitoyltransferase activity
Source: RefSeq, a predicted model, not a curated record
CGACGUUUCACGUUCGCUACCGCCGAUCAUUGCGCAAGAGCGGCAUGCCAUCGUUCUCGAAUCGGUGCUUCCAAUACGUCUUCUAUGUAUCGUAUGCCGUGACACAGUGUGGCAUCAUAUCGAUGCGUCGCGGUGGCUUCCUCUUCGUCACUAUGGCGUCUGCAAUAAUUGCGUACUGCGGAACCGUCUUUGUCCGGUGCGUGGCACCCACGAUUGCAACCACUCCGCUGGGUGUCUAUGCAUACGAUGGCGCGUGUGUGUUUCUCGUCGCGAACAUCAUGUACAACUACAUCUUGUGCCUCAUCACAAACCCAGGAGUGAUUCCCAUCCGCCGCCUCGACGACGUGAUGGAGUUCAACCACGACGAGUCGGACGAGGAUGACGGCACGACAUUCACGCCACCCGCCGACAUCCUCCUCCUCCCGUCCGACCAUCAUCCGAACUGGACGUCGUACUGCCGCACAUGCAAAAUCACGCGGCCGAAUCGCGCGCACCACUGCUCCAUCUGCCAGGCUUGCGUCGACCAGAUGGACCAUCAUUGUCCGUGGCUCAACAAUUGCGUCGGGGCCAACAACACCAAGUACUUUGGGAGGUUUCUCGUGUGGAUUACAGUCGCAUGCUGGUUUUGCUCUGUUUUCAGCUUUUCACCCGCCGUAGGCAGUGUCAGCAAGCUGGAAUUGUCACAGAUGGCGCAUGUGCUGAGCACCAAUAUGUUACUCUUGGGCCCUCAAGCGUCCAUGUACGCACUGUUUCUCAUCACGACGUCGUCUGGAGUGCUCUUGACAUUCCUCACCGCUUGGCAUAUAUAUUUGAUCCUCACUGCCCAGACCUCGAUUGAAUAUCAAAUCAAUCGGUCGAAAGCGUCCCUGCGUCAACGCGGUGGUCGUGUCGAGUCGCCCUAUGACCAAGGCAGCGCCCACGCCAACUGGGAACACGUGUUUGGAACAUGCAGGUUUAAACUAUGGGGGUUACUCCCUGGGUGGCCACGACCCGUUGGCAUGUCUGUGUCCCCAAAACCCAAAGAAACCAUGGUGUAAUAACACCAUGUGAUACUGUAUAAAUGCUAAAGUUAUGGUGACGUGCGCACGAAAGUCAAUGCUUGCAAACCCUAUUUAUAUGACGGGGUCCAGUAGCUAUGGGGCUACAGUAUGCAUCUGUUUAUGUACAGUGUUGAUUAACUGUAUUGCGCAUGUCCUUUUAUGUCAUCGUCGUGCCUUCGUCGACCUUCGCCAAAAUCGAAACUUGUUGGACGUGGCUUUCACGGCUGCCGCUGCGACAGAGUCGACGGUCUGUAUCGCAUUCUGGUUUGUGUUGACACUGUGGUGAUGUCGUCGCCACGUGCGUUGGAUCGUUCGCGCCAAACGUUCCUUUUCAACGACAUACGCUUCGUGUGUGGUUUGCAAACAAUCAAGAAUCGGUCGCAUCUUGGGUGCAGCGUCGCCCACGUUGAGUUUCUACAACAUAUCAAGAGCGUCAGGCACGCAAUAU